AUGGGUGAGGAGGAAAGGAUGCCAGCCACACGGGUGAAGCCCAAGUCCAGGGCGGCAGUGACGUUCGGGGACCUGGCCAUCUACUUCUCCCGGGAGGAGUGGGAGAGGCUGAGCCCCGCGCAUGACGUUCGGGGACCUGGCCAUCUACUUCUCCCAGGAGGAGUGGGAGAGGCUGAGCCCACGCAGAGAGGUCUGUACAAGGACGUCAUGUUGGAGAACUACCAGACCUUGGUCUCGCUCGGACUGUCCCGUCAGAAGCCAAACAUGAUCGCCUUGUUGGAGAAAGGGAAAGCACCCUGGAUGGAGAGAUUUGUGAGAAGACCCCGCGGCCUGGGAGGCUGUAGGGACCACAGGCGCGUUCAGGUGGGUGGGGCUGCCUGCCCGGCGUGGAGGCAGGUCCCGCAGCAGAAAAUGCCAGAAGAGCGAUGCACCUCUGAAGCUGAAAGAAGGCGGCACGGGCCACAGAACUUAUCUGAAGAGCAGUUAUUGGCAAAACGCAGAUCUGCAGCCGAAAGGAGCCGGCGUUAUCGACAGAAAAUGUCUGAACAGCAACGUGCCUCUGAAGUUGAUGAAAAAAGGCAACAUCGCAACAGAAUGUACCUAAAGGGGAACUAUUGGCACAAUGUACCUCAUUAAAUGUGAGGCUACACGUGCAAUCAUUUCUC
This is a messenger RNA of Myotis davidii, 665 nucleotides long. Its product is annotated as zinc finger protein 667. Bases 1 to 636 code for a protein of 211 amino acids. Lineage: Eukaryota; Metazoa; Chordata; Mammalia; Chiroptera; Vespertilionidae. Gene Ontology annotation, biological process: regulation of DNA-templated transcription. The transcript has a single exon. The record is from RefSeq and is a predicted model, not a curated record.